GCGACUGUGGAGCGAUUAAACCGCGAGCUGGUGCUGGGCGCUGGCGGUGGCCGCUAGCGGCGGGGCAGCGGCAGCGGGCGCUUUGCGGAGCCCAACGGGGCGGGGCCCGGGGCAGCAGGGGCGGCCCGGAGGCUCCUCCGGGGCAGGUUUCAGCUGAAAACAAAAUCUGCAGGAAUCGUGGGCUGAUUUUAUGGGAUAACCAGACCAGGGUACAAUGCCUGUGGCCAAACAAGUCAUACCAGAAUAAGAAAAGAAAUUAUCUUGGGAGAAAAAGAAAACAAAGAAGAUAGUUUUAUGUGACUGAUGUGCCACAAUGGAAGGUGACAUGGAAGCAGAAGCAAUUGAAACUAUUGGGGAAGAAUCUGAAACUUUCAUCAAGGGCAAAGAACGGAAGACCUAUCAGAGACGCCGGGAAGGCGGGCAGGAAGAGGAUGCUUGCCCGAUGCCGCCCAACCAAGCAGAUGGGACUGAGGUAGUACAGGAGGUUAACGCUGGUGUGCAGAUGGUCAUGAUGGAACAGCUUGAUCCAACGCUGCUUCAGAUGAAGACAGAAGUCAUAGAAGGUGCCGUGUCACAAGACCCUGAAGCCACUGUGGAUGACACCCAAAUAAUCACCCUGCAGGUUGUGAACAUGGAAGAGCAGCCCAUCAACCUGGGCGAACUCCAGCUUGUCCAAGUGCCCGUCCCAGUGUCCGUCCCUGUCGCUACCACGUCCGUAGAACUUCAGGGGGCCUAUGAAAACGAGGUCUCCAAGGGUGGCCUCCAGGAGGGGGAGCCCAUGAUCUGCCACACGCUCCCUUUGCCAGAAGGCUUCCAGGUAGUAAAGGUUGGGGCCAAUGGCGAGGUGGAGACCCUGGAGCAGGGGGAACUUCAGCCUCAGGAGGAUCCCAACUGGCAGAAAGACCCAGACUAUCAGCCCCCCACCAAAAAGACAAAGAAAACCAAAAAAAGCAAACUCCGUUACACUGAGGAGGGAAAAGAUGUGGACGUGUCUGUGUAUGAUUUUGAAGAGGAGCAGCAGGAGGGCUUGCUUUCAGACGUCAACGCCGAGAAAGUGGUGGGCAACAUGAAGCCCCCCAAACCGACAAAAAUUAAAAAGAAAGGGGUGAAGAAGACAUUCCAAUGUGAAUUGUGCAGCUACACCUGCCCUCGGCGUUCGAACCUGGACCGUCACAUGAAAAGCCACACGGACGAGAGGCCACACAAGUGCCACCUUUGUGGCAGAGCUUUCCGGACAGUCACACUGCUGAGAAAUCACCUCAAUACUCACACAGGUACUCGUCCUCACAAGUGCCCUGACUGCGACAUGGCCUUUGUGACAAGCGGAGAGUUGGUUCGACAUCGCCGCUAUAAACAUACCCAUGAGAAGCCAUUCAAGUGUUCCAUGUGUGACUACGCCAGUGUGGAGGUUAGCAAAUUGAAACGCCACAUUCGUUCUCACACCGGGGAACGUCCAUUCCAAUGCAGCUUGUGCAGCUACGCCAGCAGAGACACUUACAAGCUGAAGAGGCACAUGAGGACCCAUUCUGGUGAGAAGCCCUACGAGUGUUACAUUUGCCACGCUCGCUUCACCCAGAGUGGGACCAUGAAGAUGCACAUCCUGCAGAAGCACACGGAAAACGUGGCCAAGUUCCACUGUCCCCACUGUGACACAGUGAUUGCACGGAAGAGCGACUUAGGUGUCCAUUUGCGGAAGCAGCAUUCCUACAUUGAGCAGGGCAAGAAGUGUCGUUACUGUGACGCCGUGUUCCACGAGCGAUACGCACUCAUCCAGCACCAGAAGUCUCACAAAAAUGAGAAGCGCUUCAAAUGUGACCAGUGCGACUAUGCAUGCCGACAGGAACGGCACAUGAUCAUGCACAAGCGAACCCACACUGGAGAAAAGCCUUACGCCUGCAGCCAUUGCGACAAAACCUUCCGCCAGAAGCAGCUGCUUGACAUGCACUUCAAGCGCUACCACGAUCCCAACUUCGUCCCAGCUGCCUUCGUCUGCUCUAAGUGUGGCAAAACGUUCACACGCCGUAACACAAUGGCCAGACAUGCAGAUAAUUGUUUAGGCCCCGAUGGGGUUGAAGGAGAGAACGGAGGGGAGCCCAAGAAGGGAAAACGUGGGCGGAAGAGAAAAAUGCGCUCCAAGAAAGAGGAUUCUUCUGACAGCGAGGAAAAUGCUGAACCAGAAUUGGAUGAGAAUGAGGAGGAAGAAGAAACAGCGGUUGAAGUCGAGGCUGAACCAGAAGUGGAAGUGGAACCUGUGGCCCCAACUCCUCCACCAGCCAAGAAGAGGAGAGGACGUCCACCAGGCAAAGCCAAUCAACCCAAACAGCCCCAGCCUACAGCAAUCAUUCAGGUGAAAGACCAGAGCACUGGUGCAAUUGAAAACAUUAUUGUGGAAGUGAAGAAGAAGCCCGAAGCAGAGACUGUCGGGGCUACUCCAGGAACUCAGCCAGCAGUAGUGGAAGCGCCCAAUGGAGACCUCACCCCAGAGAUGAUCCUUAGCAUGAUGGACCGGUGAUGGAGGAAGGGUUAACGCUCUUCACUGAACUGGCCUGGGCUCUUUUUGAACUGGCUCAAUCCGUUUUAUUUUAUUAUUUUAUUUUCCUUCUUACCUUAUUUUCGGCUUUGGGAAAUGCACCAUUUUUUUUUAAAAGACCGUUUUACCAAACAACCUGGGCAAGAACACUUCAAAUGAUGAUAAGAUGUGAUUUGCCUAGAACAUUCUCCCCCCUUCCCCUCCUCCCUUUCCCUCUCUCUCUCUUUCUCUCUCUCUAUGUUUAAUGUUAACCUAACCGGAUCAUGGAACAUGGGGUGAUUUUUAUUUUUAAUUUGCUGGUUGAUUUUCUCAGUUCCCUAAAGGCGUUUUUGCAAAUCACUCAAUCCAGUUAACUGUUAGUGCCAGGCCGUGGUUGGCCUUCUCCGUCUGGACCUUGUCCAGACUGUUCUGGAGCUGUUUUAUGCAUUUCUAGAAGCCCUCGGCUUCAUUUUUUUUUCUUUCCUCUGUCUAGAGAUUUUUUUAAUUGUAAAUUCAGACUCAGGAGGGUUGUAAAACUGAUAUUGCAUUUUAGUUUUUGCUUUUUCUUACCCGACCCCACUCCUCCCCGGCGCCACAUCAGCACUGUAGGUUCAGCAUGCUUCACCAUCACCCCGUCUCUCCCAGAUGCUUUGCUGUCUGCAGGGCAUCUUUGUAAUGAUCGAGCUUGUAAAUAACUUUUUUUUUUUUUUACAUUUUAAUCUUUUUUUUUCCCCCCAUUUAAGAGGUUUUUUUGGGGCGGGGCGGGGCUUAUAGUUUAAAAGGAAAAAAAAAAAACCCUGUCAUUUUUAACUAUUGCAACUAGGAAUUAUGCAGGAAUUGGUACCGAAUAAAAUACUGGAACCUAUCAAGUCAGUGGGAGAGCGCUACCUGGGUUAAAAGUGGUAGACAUCCACACCCCAGCUCACUUUCUUAGUACAUGAACUUGGUCUCAAAGCGUGUGUCCCUUAAAAAGCGCCCUUUUGAGUUUCAAGUUGUCAUAACUCUUUUCUUUGCUCUCUUUUUCUCUCUCUCUUUUUUUCAGGUGUGUGUGUGUUUAUGAAUUCUGUGUUUAAAAGCCAAGGUGUUAAUUUGUAAUAGGGCUUCCCAGCCCUUCAAAACCCAGGGCAGGAAAUUUUACUAGGUCAGUGAUCAUAAAAUUUGGGGGUUUAAUUACAAUUUAAAAAAAAAAUGAAAUGAAAUAAAGAAUAAUGUGAAAUUUAAAAAAAAUAAAUAAAAAGGAUGCCUGUAUAUCAGACCAUCACAUGUUAAAAACGCGUAAGCUUUUUAUAGAGCCUCAAGUCUUGCUGAUUUCAGAACCAAGAACUUUUGUUCUAUGUAUCGCUUUUAAGAGAGCUAUCAGGUUAGCUAUCCAAUUCUAGGUUGAUGCAUUUUUGUACUUAGCUGUACUGUGUGAUAUUUUUCAUUAUUUUAGGAAACCAACAUGAAAUAAAACAUCAUAAAACGUAUAAUGGGGUUUGGACUAUGGGAAGGAGAAUAUACUGCUGUACAGCUAAUAAAUAAUAAUGAUUAUCCUCUG
Messenger RNA from Pantherophis guttatus, 4046 nucleotides. It is a transcript of the gene CTCF, whose product is annotated as CCCTC-binding factor. Gene Ontology annotation, cellular component: nucleus. Gene Ontology annotation, biological process: regulation of gene expression. The record is from RefSeq and is a predicted model, not a curated record. Lineage: Eukaryota; Metazoa; Chordata; Lepidosauria; Squamata; Colubridae.